AUGCAAUCUUUAAGGAAACAAAUGCAAGAGAUAAGAGCUCACAACAAGAUGGUUGAUUCACAACUAGCUCAAUUGGCCGAGAGAACUCCUUUCAAUUCACAAUCUACUCAACCCGGACAACCACAACCUAACCCAUCUCACAACCCAAAACCCAAUACGUGCAAGGCGAUCACAUUGAGGUUGGGAACUUCCUAUGAAGGGCCUAAUGAAGAGGAUAGUGAGGAAAAGAAGGGGGAGAGCAGAGUUGAGGCUAGGAACCUUGAUGGACCGGUUCCUUUUCCCGAUUGGGUUGCGGAGAGGAAGUUGAAUGACAAGUUUGAAAAAUUUCUUAGUGUCAUGAAGAAUUUGCAUAUCAACCUCCCUUUUCUUAAAGUUGUGACACAAAUGCCAUCUUACUCCAAGUUCCUCAAAGAUAUUCUCGCCAAAAUGAGAAAGAUCAAUGAUGAGCUUAUCACCCUUCCACAUCAAGUGAGUGCUCUUGUCCAACAUAAGAUGCCCAAGAAGGAAAAAGACCCUGGAAGUUUCACUUUACAGUUCCACUCUCAAGAGGCUAAAGAGUUUGUCAUGGCAAUGGAGGAAUCCUCAAAGGAGGAAGUUGAACAACAAGUUGAGAUCGAGCUUGAGUCCAAGGAGGAGAAAUUGGAGGAGACGGUCGAUUAUGUGACGAAAUGGAUUGCAGCCAUACCCUCACCUACCAAUGAUCACAAGGUUGUGCUUAAGCUUCUAAAGAAGAUCAUUUUUCCUAGGUUUGAAGUUCCGAGGGUGCUAAUUAGUGAUGGAGGCUCCCAUUUCGCCAAAAAGCAAUUUGAAGCUCUUCUCAAGAGGCUCUUAGGAAGGCGUACAAGACUCCAAUCGGCACGACCCCUUAUAGGUUGGUCUAUGGAAAGGCUUUGUCACUUUCCGGUUGAGUUAGAAUACAAGGCUUGGUGGGCCAUCAAAAAGCUCAAUAUGGAUUUAUCGUUAGCCGGUGAGAAGAGAUUGCUUAAGCUCAAUGAACUUGAAGAUCUUAGAGAUGAUGCUUAUGAGAGCUCAAGCUCAAGGCUUCGUUUGUUUCCGGGUAAACUCAAAUCAAAGUGGUCGGGUCCUUUUGUGAUAUCAAAGACUACUCCUUAUGGCUCCUUUGAGUUAGAUGCAGAUGGUAACAAGUUUAUGGUUAAUGGUCAUCGUUUAAAGCAUUACUUUUGCAAGGAAGAAGUUGGUAUCAUUGAAUGUAUAAUGCUUGAUUCUUUGGAUCCCAAGCCUCCCACUUGA
This is a messenger RNA of Chenopodium quinoa (quinoa), 1251 nucleotides long. RefSeq lists its product as uncharacterized. The transcript is spliced from 6 exons. The record is from RefSeq and is a predicted model, not a curated record. Bases 1 to 1251 code for a protein of 416 amino acids. NCBI's taxonomy places the organism in Eukaryota, Viridiplantae, Streptophyta, Magnoliopsida, Caryophyllales, Amaranthaceae. Gene Ontology annotation, molecular function: nucleic acid binding.